AUGAAGUUAUUGAUUAUUUUGACGCUGUGCGCCCUCGCGGCUGCGAAACCAUGGGAGCUUUCAGUCCUAAAUGACGCUCCAACCAAAGCCCAAAAACUCGAACCCGCUGCACCAGAGGAACCUCCUCAGCCUGAACCCCCAGCACCAGAAGAACCUGCACAGCCUGAACCCCCAGCACCAGAGGAACCUCCACAGCCUGAACCUCCAGCACCAGAGGAACCUGCACUGCCUGAACCCCCAGCACCAGAAGAACCUGCACAGCCUGAACCUCCAGCACCAGAGGAACCUGCACAGCCUGAACCUCCAGCACCAGAGGAACCUGCACAGCCUGAACCCCCAGCACCAGAGGAACCUGCACAGCCUGAACCUCCAGCACCAGAGGAACCUCCACAGCCUGAACCCCCAGCACCCGAGGAACCUCCACAGCCAGAACCACCAGCACCAGAGGAACCUGCACAGCCUGAACCACCAAAACCUGAAGAGCCUCCAAAACCUGAACCCCCAGCACCUGAAGAGCCCCCACAGCUUGAGCCCCUCCACACUCCACAACUGCCACAGACCGUAGAAGAGCUGGUUGCAGAACUCUUGAAGUUCAUUUACAAUGUAGUGGAGAAUGGCUGGCCAAUUUUCAAUCUUCCUCCUCUUGAGCCUUUGGUCCUAGAAUACUUCGAACUACCUAUUAAUGCUGGAAUUAUUAACGUCGAACUCAAGCUGAAAGAUGCUGUUGCCUUUGGUUUUGGAAACCUGAUUGUACACAAAAUCGAUCUCAACGUCGAUGACCUUACUUUGGAUAUCGAUAUUGGCCUACCCACACUUGAUAUUACUGCUGAAAACUACGAUUUGGUUGGAGAUUUCUUUGGUGCUCUUCCUCUUUUCGGAAACGGCAGAGCCGAAUUCGAAGUUGAAGGAUUCCGCUUCCGUGCCAAACUGUUUUUGGAGCAACACGAGAACAAAAAAUCAGUAGUCAUUAAUAGAGUUGAAAAUGCAGACUUUACUAUUCCACACCUAAAAUCCAACCUCUCUGGAGUUAUCGGCGGUGGCAGCAUCGACGCUGUUAUCAACAAGCUGAUUGAGGAAGUUAUCAUUGGAUACGUCAACAGGUUCCAUGGCGCUAUUUCUAUUGUUACUUCAAACAUUUCAACUACUCUAGGAAACGAAUACUUGAAAGAGCUCGAUACCUGGAAAUAUAUUGAAGCCGUACGUUCUUAA
Molecule: messenger RNA, 1209 nt
Organism: Bombyx mandarina (wild silkworm)
Lineage: Eukaryota; Metazoa; Arthropoda; Insecta; Lepidoptera; Bombycidae
Source: RefSeq, a predicted model, not a curated record